GCAGCGCUUUAGCGUAUUUAAUUGGACUCCCUAUCCCUAUGUAUGAUUUUGAUGUAUCCUAAUCCAACCAAACCAUGUUGUAGUUAACUAGUUACUGUAAUACCGAAAGAAAUUCAAAUAGUUUUGAAUUUACAAGACUCAUAUCAAUAUAUCAUCUCACAUUCUCACUCCUCCUUUUCUGUACUACCAGAAAGUGCAGCAGAUUGAGAACUUAAGAGAGAGAAAACAAAAAACAAAAAUGGCGGAAAGAGCAAGAGCUGGAAGAAAAUCUCACACUUCAACUGCUGAUCUCCUCACUUGGACUGAAGCUCCUCCUUCUCAUUCUUCUCCUCCUUCCUCCGCCACUCGUUCUCACCAGCCGUCUGAUGGAGUGAGUAAAGUGUUGUUUGGAGGUCAGAUCACCGAGGAAGAAGCUGAGAGUUUUGCUAAGAGGAAGCCUUCUGGAUAUAAAUUGAAGGAAAUGACUGGAAGUGGAAUAUUUGCUGGAUCUGAAGAUGAUGCUACUUCAGAAUCUAAAACUGGAUUGCGCGUUUAUCAGCAAGCUCUCAAUGGAAUUAGCCAGAUUUCUUUUAGCCUAGAAGAAAGUGUGACCCCCAAGAAACCGACAUCUAUUCCAGAGGUUGCAAAGCAACGUGAACUGAGUGGCACACUUGUAGAAGCUGAGUCAGAUGCGAAGAUGAAAAAACAAUUGUCAGAUGCCAAGUGCAAGGAGCUCAGUGGAAAUGACAUUUUUGGGCCACCACCAGAGAACCCCCCUCGAUCAUUGGCUGUUGCACGUACAUUGGAAUCAAAAGAAAAGGACAUGGGAGAGCCAGCGCCACGAGCUGUCCGAACAUCUGUUAGAGUGUCCAAUCCUGCUGGAGGGCAGAGCAAUAUUAUGUUCGGUGAAGAACCUGUUGUCAAGUCAACAAGGAAGCUUCACGACCAGAAGUUCCAAGAGCUGACAGGUAACGAUAUUUUCAAGGGAGAUGCACCAGCAGGGUCAACAGAAAAGUCACUCAGCAAGGCAAAGCUAAGAGAAAUGAGUGGCAGCAAUAUAUUUGCCGAGGGAGAUAGAGUAGAACCCAGAGAUUAUUUUGGUGGUGUGCGCAAGCCUCCUGGCGGGGAAAGCAGCAUUGCUUUGGUUUAAAUUCCUAUGCCACAAAUCAUUGCUGUACACUGACCAACUUUAAUCUGAUCAGACCGAUGAGACUUGAGAGUUCUUCCUGCCGUUUAGUGCAGCAACCUCAGGGUUUGUUAGCUAGCUAGCUAACCGUCAUUAUAGUAGGUUUAAUCUUGUAACCUGAAUAAUUUAGCUAAGACUUGCCAUGUCAUGGCAUUACGUUUAUUUUAAGGCUUUCUGCA
This is a messenger RNA of Beta vulgaris subsp. vulgaris (sugar beet), 1344 nucleotides long. RefSeq lists its product as hypothetical. The record is from RefSeq and is a predicted model, not a curated record. NCBI's taxonomy places the organism in Eukaryota, Viridiplantae, Streptophyta, Magnoliopsida, Caryophyllales, Amaranthaceae. The transcript is spliced from 5 exons. The coding region runs from base 239 to 1129 and encodes 296 amino acids.